UUGUACAGUCCUGCUAUUACUAAUGCGUGCGAUCGAUAUAGAUGCGGAUGUGCCGGCAGGCGACCAUGAAAAUUGCUUCAGUAUUACGUCUUACAGUCGUCUUCUGGCACCAUUCAAACAUGGUGUAACAUCGUUUUACAUUUUGAUGGUAUGAUUCGCCCAACAUCGCCGUGAAUUGGUUUUGGGGAACGGGAAAGGCCACCCAGAGUUAGCCUUAGCGGCCGGCUAGAGAGCCCGGAGCAUAGGGCCUACACAUAUGUAGGGUUGGCCUAUCGUACCGUGCGUGUGGCCGAAGCUUGAGCUGAGGGUUCUGGCACCCGCAGAGCGCUGAUCGGGUGGACCCAUGGGCCCAAGAACGCGAAAAUUCUGGCUUGUCUUCUGCUCCGUUUUUGCCACGUUUUCCAUUUUCGCUGUGUUCAACCGCACAGACAAUGACAUGUAUGAGUACACUGCCAAGCUUCAGGAGAUGCAGGUCCGUCUACGUAACACAGAGCUGCAGAGUGACACCCGCAAAGCUGAAGUCAGGCAUCUCCAGAGGGAGAUCCAACAGUUGAAAGAGGAUGUCACACGACGGAACAUCUCCAGCAAGCUGAUGGAGUCUGAGGCCAGCCAUGACACAUUAGCAAACUUACGGUUGCAGCUUAUGCAAGGGCGCAAUGAUGGCAACUUCAGCAUGAUGCACUUGCCCACCAUCCUUCAGUACAUGCCUCAUCUAAUCGGUAAACCAGCCAGCCUCCAACCUGCAUUUCAGCUAUCCAAGGGCGUCACACAAGUUUCCAUAGUGAUCGGUGUGCCAACCAUCAAGCGAGAUGUGGAGAACUAUUUAAUGGAGACGCUGUCUUCGCUGGUUGCCGGCUUGUCUCCGGAGGAAAAGUUGGAUUGCUUAAUUGUAGUCCUCAUUGCAGAGGUGGAUCUUGAAUACGUUCAAAAAGAAGCCUCUAUGAUAAAAAGCAAUUUCCAACCGGAGCUGGAUUCGGGACUUCUAGAGGUCAUCUCCCCCCAAUCAGGUUACUACCCUGACCUGAACACGCUCCGAGAAACCUUCGGGGAUACCCAGGAAAGGGUGAAAUGGAGAACAAAGCAGAAUUUAGACUUUUCAUACCUCAUGAUGUAUGCCCAGUCAAGAGGAAAAUAUUACGUUCAGCUUGAGGACGAUUUGGUAGCACAGCCUGGUUACUUUACAACGAUGAAGACAUUUGCCAUGCAGCAACAGAACAAGAACUGGCUACUGCUUGAAUUCUCUGCUCUGGGCUUUAUUGGUAAGAUGUUCAAGACCCGUGACCUGAAUAUGGUUGUUGAGUUCUUCCUGAUGUUCCACCAGGACAAGCCCAUCGAUUGGCUACUGGACCACAUCCUCUACGUCAAAGUGUGCAACCCAGAGAAGGACUCCAAACACUGCAGUAGAGAGAAGGCUGCUUACCGGAUCCGUUACAAGCCCUCUCAGUUCCAGCACAUAGGACUGCAUUCAUCUCUCAAGGGAAAAGUUCAGAAGCUGAAGGACAAGGACUUUAAAAAGGGUUUCAAGCGCCAGUUUGCCCACAUCAACCCCAAUGCUGAAGUUUCUUCAACCAUUAACCACUACAUGAAGUACACCUUACUCAAAGCCUACCAAGGGGAGGACAUAUUCUGGGGCACCACGCCCUCGGCUGGUGACUUCGUAAAAUUCAAGUUCAUUCCUCCAAUCACUAUAAAAGAAUUCCAAUUUGUUAGUAGCAACGAGCAGAACCCAGGUGACAAGUUGUACAACACAAUUGUGGAGGUACUGCCAAGCUAUCAGCACGAGAAGAAGGAAGGUAUUCUGGAGGCUGGGGACCACCAAGAUGGCAAGAUGAACAGGACGGAAGAUGGAUUCAUUCAAGUUGGUAAAUUUGAGGACGGCAGAGCCACUGGAGGAGUGGAUUCUGACAUUGGCGAAGUGGAGGAGAUGAGACUACGCGUACUGGAAGACCUGAAGAACUGGGUCAUACUGUCCAAUAUUCACAUUGUGCCUGCAAUGCAGAAGAGGUGACCAUAGUGGCCUUUCUGACAAGGAGUAUCGUCUUGCUCCACCCUCCUCUCUCCUGUGCUCCCCAGCUGUAAUUUCCAACACAAAUAUUUCCCACCAUAGCUUUCCUUCGCCAUCUCUUAUCUAUGGCAGAGUAUUUAAUUCCAUUUUUUUCUUUGGACAGCCCUCCAAAUGAUAAUUUUCAACAACUCUAUCUUUUGAAGACGAAAUAUCCUGGAAAGUGGUGCAAUGGUUGGCUUGACAGAAAGUUGACCCCCCCCAAAAAUGCAUUUCCUGAAAGUGUCUGUCAUUGCUGACAGAUUUUUUCUUUUUUAAUCUCUAAAACACAUUUCCCAGUCGACUUGUUCGGUGUCUUCUUUGCUUGUGACCUGCAGCACUGCCCAUGAACAGUUGAGCGUGCUGAAUGACACUGUCUAUUGACUCUGGACACUGAAUGAUGGUCAGCCCACUUGGGCACAAGUUUUUCCCCACCAACCAGAGUUUCUUCUGAGAGAAGACAAACUCUGCUUCCCCAUCAGUAUGCUUACUCUUUAAAUGAAGAGAAUCCUAGAAGACUGUUCUUGGUGUAUAAUAAUAAUUUAGUAUUGCAGUCUAUGCAAUGUAGAUCAGAUUCCGUUCGGAACGUCAUUCUUUGCAAAUGAUUUCAAUCCCUGUGUUUAUGAUGUGUCUUAUUUUUGAAAUUUUCCUUUUUUUUCCCCUCCGUUACCGCUUUACUACUGUACAGCAUGUGGUUUUUAAAUGCACACGUGCCAUUGUCCGUUUUUUAUCUUGUAAGUAAUUUUGUUUGUUGGAGGGUGCAUUGAUGUGAUCAAUUUUAGCUGAGUGCUAAGUCCUCUGAAGUCUGAGGGAGUGCACUUAAUUAAAAAAACACAUAAAAAGGGGUCUGAAAGAAGAGAGAGGUUAAAUUGGCUUUGUUUGCCGGUAAGGCACCUCAUGCUGUGAGCAGAGCUCAGCAGAUCUUAAUUAACAUGCAUUUGCUGGUCCUGUUUACAUUUUAGACAUUUCUUUUGCCUUGGAUUUUCGCACUUUGUGACAAAGUCCAGUAACGUCUUGGCACUUUGAAGCUCUUGGCCCAGCCCUUGAUCAUGUUGCAUACUGCCUGACAAAUAUCUGUAAGAUAACAUUGAUUCUGACUUCUGUGGACCUACCAAUCUAAGAACUAAGGUACAUACUGUACUAUUCACUCACAGGAUUUCUCACACAUUUUAUCUUUUUACAUUGAAAAGAAAAAUUGUACAUUUUAUGAUCUACAUGUAAUGAUCUACAUGUACACUUUUCCAAAGUAUUAAAUUAUUGUAAUAUCUGUGUAAAUAUGACAUAUAGAACGAAUGUUGAUUUUAUCCGUGUUGGUGAUUUUAUGGAACAUGAAUUUGUGUAGUUAUCUUUCGACUGAUGUGUGCUGUUGAAAUAUUUUCUCCCUUGAGCCAAUUCAGGAAAUAAUUUUUGUUGAUUGCUUUGAGUUGUUGAUAUUGUGCUGUGACGGACACUGCACACCCGUUUGUUUUAGUGCAAAACAGAAAGUGCACAUGAAAAAAGCGUCCAGCAGACUUGAUAAUCAGUAAGGCUUUGUUUUCAGGAGCUCCUGCUUUGCACUUAAUAUUUUUGCCACAUUCUGACGAAGGAUGCUUAGAAGGAAUCAAUUCUGCGAACCGAAAGAUUGAAUGUAAGAGAGAAUUUAGAACGCACUGUCAAAAAUACGGAUGCACCAGGAAGGAAGUGUUACCUCUUUAACAAAUACAUGAAUGCAACUAGCAUUGAUUCUUCUCUGGCUUUGCAUACCUUGGAUAGCAAAUGGACAAGUCAGCCUUGUUGAUUUGCUCAAGUUUGCUGGAUGAUAGGCGUAAACCUUUAAAUUGGAAAGAGUUUUAAUUUUUAAAUUAAAAUGUAUUGUUUCCAUUUGGAUGUUUAAAAUGUUUUAGUUUUAUUGCCAAUGAAAUAUGUAUCUAUUGGACAAAAAGUGAUCUUUGAAAUUUUAGAAUGCUCUGUGUGCUAUUUAAUGAUUACAUUUUAUGAAAUUGAUUUCAGAUGAAACACGUUUGUUUUGCUUCUUUUUCUGUGAAAGAUGUGUUUAUAGUGGUAUUUGCAUUGUAAUAACGUUUUAGUUGAUAUAUUGAAUAUAUGAGAGAAAUAUAAAUCCCACAAACUCUGUCA
Acanthaster planci (crown-of-thorns starfish) is the source of this 4156-nucleotide messenger RNA. RefSeq names its product alpha-1,3-mannosyl-glycoprotein 4-beta-N-acetylglucosaminyltransferase A-like. Gene Ontology annotation, molecular function: acetylglucosaminyltransferase activity. Gene Ontology annotation, biological process: protein N-linked glycosylation. The record is from RefSeq and is a predicted model, not a curated record. Gene Ontology annotation, cellular component: Golgi stack; endoplasmic reticulum; endoplasmic reticulum-Golgi intermediate compartment. Lineage: Eukaryota; Metazoa; Echinodermata; Asteroidea; Valvatida; Acanthasteridae.